This is a messenger RNA of Echinococcus granulosus, 1023 nucleotides long. RefSeq lists its product as hypothetical. The transcript has a single exon. Lineage: Eukaryota; Metazoa; Platyhelminthes; Cestoda; Cyclophyllidea; Taeniidae. Bases 1 to 1023 code for a protein of 340 amino acids. The record is from RefSeq and is a predicted model, not a curated record.
AUGCCAGAACAUCAUCUAACCUGCAUUCCACAUCAACCCUACAGCGCAGCAAGGCAUGCAGACCUCCUGAUUGACCUUUACUAUCUGGAUCCUGACACACCUAUGAUGAUAUUCACCUCGGACUAUAGUUGUUUAGCAAGUGGAAAAGGUUGCAAGAUCCCCGUAUUUAUCGGGGGUCCCCUGAUGCUCCUACGUCGUAGGCAGGGCGAGGAGAUUGCCAACAGCACCGACUCCUUCAUCAGCCGUAUUUCUGGCCGUCCGGCACUCCAUCCAACUCCAGAGAUCUGCCAGUGUGAGGUGUGCCAAGAGGUGAAGUGGCUCCUCAAGGACUGUCGAUGCUACGAUGACUGCCAAGCUCGAUGGUGUUCACGGGACAGUGUCUUCCUCUUUGAAAUUCUCAAAGAGGUGUUGAGUCGACUGAAGCAAAAAUUAGUACCCUACUCUUUGAUGCACUAUGAAUUCGUCAAGAUAAGCCAGUUCUUUAUUCCCCAAGCUGCCUGUCCCCCCGGCACCGAUGAUGAGGCGUCGUUUAAGCCGAAUGAGGAGUUCGAGGUCUUCCUCAAGAUGCAAUCCUUCCUUAUCCUCAGGGAUUUACAAAAUCAGGACAUCUACACUGAUGUCCUCUGCUGUGUAAUGACGAAUCUGCAACGCAUGCUUCGAGCCUAUGUAAACGGUGAAUUGAAAUGUGCGGAGGGGAAGCAGGAGGACUCAGACUACAUUUUUCGUGCACUCGGUAAAUUUCCAACGGAGGUGUCAAGAGCAAUGACCGGUCUCUCCGCUGCCCUCUCGCCACGUAUAAUUGACCUAAAGAAGCAUUACUACGUGCCUUGCGAAUUUAUGACGUUUGUUUCAGCCCGAGACGAGCUGGAUUCGUACUUGUGGGCUGCAAUGAACUGCAUGAGAAGCCUCUUGGUAGCGAAUUUGAUAGAGCCCUUUGACAGGAGUGCUGAAUACAAAGUAAGACAGGCAAUUAUGUCAGAUGAGGCUGUUAAGGAGUACGUUGAGACCGUAAACAAGGUUUAA